This is a messenger RNA of Penicillium alfredii, 492 nucleotides long. RefSeq names its product hydrophobin family protein. Gene Ontology annotation, cellular component: fungal-type cell wall. The transcript is spliced from 2 exons. Bases 1 to 492 code for a protein of 163 amino acids. Gene Ontology annotation, molecular function: structural constituent of cell wall. The record is from RefSeq and is a predicted model, not a curated record. NCBI's taxonomy places the organism in Eukaryota, Fungi, Ascomycota, Eurotiomycetes, Eurotiales, Aspergillaceae.
AUGCAGUUCACUCUGUCCGCUCUCGUCCUCGGCCUUGCCGGCUCGGUUGUUGCUCUGCCUCCUGGUGGCCCUAACGCUGGUGGUCAGGGCAACGGCAACGGUGUUGGCAACAAGGGCAACAACAACGUCAAGUUCCCCGUCCCUGACGACAUGACCGUCAAGCAGGCUCAGGCCAAGUGCGGUGACCAGGCUCAGCUCUCCUGCUGCAACAAGGCCACCUACGCUGGUGACACCACCGAUGUCAACUCGGGCAUGCUGGGCGGCACCCUGAGCAACCUGAUCGGCUCUGGCUCUGGUGCCGACGGUCUCGGUCUCUUCGACCAGUGCUCCAAGCUCGACCUCCAGAUCCCCAUCAUUGCCAUCCCCAUCCAGGACCUGGUCAACCAGAAGUGCAAGCAGAACAUUGCCUGCUGCCAGAACUCCCCCUCCAGCGCCAACUCGGACCUGGUCGGCGUUGGCCUGCCUUGCGUUGCCCUCGGCUCCAUCAUCUAA